ACUAUAAAUAUGUAGUAAUAAACUUCAACAGUAAUCAGUUGCAAGUAGAAGUCGACCAAAUAAACAUACUAAAAUGGUAUCGAAGUUUGUCGUUGUAGCCCUCCUGGUAGCAGCUGCGCAAGGCAGCGCGGUGCACGGUGGCAAUUACAACAGCUUCUCCUACGGAGUGUCAGAUCCUCACACUGGUGAUGUCAAGAACCAGCAUGAGACCCGCGUUGGCGAUAGCGUGCGCGGGCAGUACUCCCUCUUGGAGUCUGAUGGCACAAAGCGCACUGUUGACUACUCUGCUGACCCACAUACAGGAUUCAACGCCGUCGUGCGCAAGGAUCCUCUAAUUGGACAUGGUUACGGUGCCGGUUAUGGUGCUGCCUACGGCGCUCACGCCGCUCCUCUUGCCUACGCCGCUCCUGUCGCCCACGCCGCUCCCUUGGCUUACGCCGGCCACGUUACUCCCGUAGCCUACUCUUCCCACGUCGCUCACGGCGCUCCUCUGGCUCACGGUCUUUAUAGUGCUCAUGGACUCAGCCUGGGCUAUGGUGAUCAAGGUCUUGGACUCGGAUACGGCACUCACGGCCUCGGUCUUGGCUACGGAAAUGGUCUCGGUUACGCAGCUGGUCUCGGCUACGCUGGUGGACUUGGAUACGGUCGUGGUCUCGGCUAUGGCGCCCACUACGGAGGAUGGUAAUUUAAUAAAGCCUUCCCAUUAAAAUACCAAACCAAAAGUGAUACUCAAAUCAAAAGCUGUGAUUUAUACUGAAAAUAAAAUAAAAUUAAAUAUUGUAUU
Messenger RNA from Cydia strobilella, 784 nucleotides. Its product is annotated as larval/pupal rigid cuticle protein 66-like. Gene Ontology annotation, cellular component: extracellular matrix. The coding region runs from base 74 to 685 and encodes 203 amino acids. The transcript has 2 exons. NCBI's taxonomy places the organism in Eukaryota, Metazoa, Arthropoda, Insecta, Lepidoptera, Tortricidae. The record is from RefSeq and is a predicted model, not a curated record.